Messenger RNA from Nestor notabilis (Kea), 1126 nucleotides. RefSeq names its product rho guanine nucleotide exchange factor 26-like. The record is from RefSeq and is a predicted model, not a curated record. The annotation marks the transcript as partial. Gene Ontology annotation, biological process: activation of GTPase activity. Gene Ontology annotation, molecular function: protein binding; guanyl-nucleotide exchange factor activity. The transcript is spliced from 9 exons. NCBI's taxonomy places the organism in Eukaryota, Metazoa, Chordata, Aves, Psittaciformes, Psittacidae.
GUUCUUUACAGAACUUGAAGCAAGACAUCAGAACAACAUCUUUAUUGACGAUAUCAGUGAUAUAGUGGAAAAGCAUUCCUCUUCAACGUUUGAUCCCUAUGUCAAAUACUGCACCAAUGAAGUCUAUCAGCAGCGAACGCUGCAGAGAUUGCUAGCCACAAAUCCAGCGUUCAAAGAGGUGUUAUCACGGAUUGAGUCCCAUGAAGACUGCCGGAAUUUACCAAUGAUCUCUUUCCUCAUUCUUCCCAUGCAGAGAGUUACUCGUCUUCCCUUACUGAUGGAUACUAUUUGUCAGAAAACUCCCAAGGAUUCAUCGAAAUAUGAGAACUGCAAGCAGGCUCUGAAAGAAGUGAGCAAGUUGGUACGUUUGUGCAACGAAGGUGCUCGGAAAAUGGAAAGGACAGAAAUGAUGUACACAAUUAACUCCCAGCUGGAAUUUAAAAUCAAGCCAUUUCCACUGGUUUCCUCUUCACGCUGGUUAGUGAAAAGAGGCGAAUUAACAGCAUAUGUGGAAGACACUGGACUUUUUUCUAAAAGAACUUCUAAGCAGCAGGUGUACUUCUUCCUCUUUAAUGAUGUCCUUAUUAUCACCAAGAAGAAGAGUGAGGAGAGUUACAAUGUCACAGAUUACUCUUUAAGGGACCAGCUGGUGGUACAACAGUGUGACAGUGAGGACCUGUCUUCUCCUGUAAAGAACACUUCAGCUAUGCUUUACUCGCGGCAGACUUCUGCAGCUCACCUCUUCAGACUACUGGUCCUCAGUAACCACGCUGGAGAGAAGGUGGAGAUGCUCCUGGGAACAGAGAGUCAGAGUGACAGAGCUCGCUGGAUUACAGCACUUGGACAGGAUGGAGGUGGGCAGAAGAUGGACAGGACAACUUUGACUCAGGUAGAGAUCAUCAGAACCUACACAGCAAAGCAGUCAGAUGAACUCUCUCUCCAGGUUGCUGAUGUUGUUUUGGUUUAUCAAAAAGUAAACGAUGGUUGGUAUGAAGGGGAGCGGCUCCGAGAUGGUGAAAGGGGCUGGUUUCCUAUGGAGUGUGCUAAAGAGAUCACAUGUCGUGCCACAAUUGACAAGAACAUGGAGCGGAUGGGACGCUUACUGGGACUUGAAACCAAUGUGUAG